UCUGUGUGAGUAAUGGAGCAGCCCUGUGGUGUUGUUUAAGGACAAGGACACCGUCACUGUCAGUGUUGCUUUCACAUGUGAGUCUAACAUGGCGAGAUUUCUGAGACCCAGCGUCAAGACUUUCAUCAGUUCUCAGCUCAGGAUGUCGUCAGACCAGCUGGGUGAGCUGGGCAAAGGUGCCGGAAAAGGUGGUGGAGGUGGAGGGUCCAUCAGAGAGGCUGGUGGAUCCAUGGGGAAGAAGCAGGCCGCUGAGGAGGAGAUGUACUUCAAGCGUAAAGAGAGGGAGCAGAUGGCCGCGUUGAGGCAGCACCACGAGGAAGAAAUUGACCACCACAAAAAGGAGAUUGAACGUCUGCAGUGUGACAUCGACCGUCACAAGGGAAAGAUCAGGAAGCUGAAGCACGACGACUGACUUCCCUCCCGCUGACAGACACCUUUAGAAAUAACUGCUUGCUGCAUGUGCCGUCUCACCGGGCCUGACAUGAAUGUGUGGUUGACUUUUCUGUAAAUGCUUGAAAGUUAUUGAAGCUUUUCAUUAAAUGAUUAUUGUUUCAAUUGCA
This is a messenger RNA of Platichthys flesus (European flounder), 560 nucleotides long. It is a transcript of the gene atp5if1b, whose product is annotated as ATP synthase inhibitory factor subunit 1b. The record is from RefSeq and is a predicted model, not a curated record. NCBI's taxonomy places the organism in Eukaryota, Metazoa, Chordata, Actinopteri, Pleuronectiformes, Pleuronectidae. Gene Ontology annotation, cellular component: mitochondrion. The transcript has 3 exons. The coding region runs from base 89 to 412 and encodes 107 amino acids. Gene Ontology annotation, molecular function: ATPase inhibitor activity. Gene Ontology annotation, biological process: negative regulation of ATP-dependent activity.